AAAUGCAUCAGAGACUGCGCUGUUUCCCCUGCAGUUUUUGAUGCAGAUGCAUGUUUUUGUGGCGGUGUACGGCUUCCCCACACCGGACGGCCUUCGACAGUUACAGACCUCACACCAGAGGCUGAAAGAGAGCUAAUAAUAAUCGAUUGCUUUACUAGAUCUGUAUAUUUUAUACUGGCCCGGGUUGAGGAAUACAUGACAUGAACUUCCUUAUUAUUGGCGAAAGUGCCACGGCCCAAUUCCUCUCAUGGAGAUUGACCAUUGCAGGAAAACAGGUGUUUGUUGUAUCUGACCAUUCGCUACCUGAUGGCUCCAUAAGCUGGAAUUCCACCCGGUUCGGCGGACAGAGCGUUUACCGACCAACCCAAGUGGCAGCCACCUUUGAAGAUAUGUCUGUCAGAUUGAAGAACGCCAAGUGCCAUGUGGAUAUUGCCAUUCUUAGUGCCAACACAAAUGCAGAAUUGGGGCCCGCGUGUGUUUCAAUUAGGCCCUUUUUAACCAAAGAUUCCCUAGUUUUGUUUGAUACUUCAGCUCUGGUUGCGAUCGAGAGUAAAAUCUCGCAAAGCUUUGGGCUCUGCCCUGUUCUAGGAAUCUCCAGCGCAUUACAAGCCCGACGGAUCGGAAGGGGGGUCUAUUUUAUGCUCAGCGAGGAUGUGACGACAGUUAUUGGGUUUUCCGGCCCCGUCGACCUAGCUCCAAAGCAUACCAAUGAGCAUUUGAAGGGAAAAUCAGCCACGGGGAAAAGAAUAAUGCAGAUGGUGAAAGACCUCGAGUCUGUUGGGGUAGGUCCUGUAUCUCUCCUUCCUUUUACCAAGGACAAUAAUCCAUUGUUGACGCAUACGUGGCAUGAAAUUGUCCACAAGGUGUGCUUCGAAAUGAUGGCGGUAGUGUUUGAGCAACCAGAUUUAAAUAUUCUCAUGCAGAGCCCUGUACACCAUGAUAUAAUCUUGCGGUUACAAAACGAGCUUCUUCAGCUUGCUCGGAAAAUGGACUUGGAAGGAUUUCCGGAACCAACCAUGCCGCUUUCUGGCCAGUUCUUAGAGGCUCAAGUUCGAAAAUUUAUCCGCUUGUACCCAGCCCAGAAACACCCGCAAAAUGGCGAGUUGGGGUUACCUCCACAUGCUAUGAGCUGUCCCAGUUACUUCUCGAUGGUCCACGGCCACGCACUAAAUCUUCCGUUGACCAUACAUACGGUCUUGGCGUUGGCCGAGCGGUUGAACGUCCCUACACACACUUUACUUGAUAUGCUGGCUAUGCUUCUGCGAAUCCUCGAAUUGAGCAGUGGGGUUGAUGCUCAGGGCACGAGCAAGAAAUCUGAGCUCUUUCAACGAAUCCCCACUUCCCAGUUGGGCCCACCAUUGGAGAAAUUCAGUAGUCCGAGCCAAGACUCAUCGAUGGAGGAUUUAAGGAGCUUACUCGUGGGGACGGAAGUUUUGAUUUUUGGCGAAGACGGAAACUAUAUAAAGCCAGAUUCGGUGGCCGUCCCACACCCAAAUCCACCCAUCCAGUUUUCAAAUUCUGGUUUCAACGGGCAACCGCCGUCCAUGCCCACGGAACAGCUAAAUUCCUUGACAGCUUUCCAGAAGCACCAGAUAUUUAUGAUGCAAACCCUCCAGAUACAACAAAAACAAAUGAUGGAUUCGUUUCAGCGGAUGGGCAAAAGUCCUAUCGUUGGCACCCAGAGCUUGAGAGGAAUUCCCCAAAGAGUGAAAUCACGGGUUCCGCGUGAUGCCUAUAAGGUUAAAGGUACGAGUGAGAAGCGUAUCUAUGAUAGCUUUUCGUCCUCCUUUCAAGAUUCCAGUAGGUAUGGGGUAGUGGAUUCUGUGGCCAACAUCCAGAGAAGUAGGGACCGUGGUUCGCCAAGUUUGUAUUCAAACUACGGUUCGCCGUCCCUACACUCUGCGAGGUUUUUCUCAGGUCAUGUGCGAGGUUCGAGCACCCCGGAUCCAUCACAACUAGGAGUGGUAUCUGCCACUAAUGACAGCAUAAGUGCGACUGAGCCUCAGCCCUCUUCCCGUACGCUGUCGUCAAGACUUAACUCCAUCAUCUCUGGGGGUAACAUGACCACUCCACAAGCUGCCUAUGAGACUCCAUUCUCGUCCACCAGUUCAAUAAUAGACGAGGAAGAUAUUAGCACUUUAUUGAAAAAGGAAAAGCUACAAAAGGCAACGACUGAGGGAAAGUGAGCGAUGCUGGCCUAUGGUCAGGAUUUUGAACGGUUACGGCGUUUAUCUCUAUCACCAAAUGUGAGUUUGCGCCAUCUAUAGUUUAUAUUAAGACAAGCGAAUACAAAACUUUAACCAAUACGGACAACA
Messenger RNA from Babjeviella inositovora NRRL Y-12698, 2315 nucleotides. RefSeq lists its product as uncharacterized. Lineage: Eukaryota; Fungi; Ascomycota; Pichiomycetes; Serinales. Gene Ontology annotation, cellular component: cytoplasm. The transcript is spliced from 2 exons. The record is from RefSeq and is a predicted model, not a curated record. Bases 201 to 2186 code for a protein of 661 amino acids.